UCAGCUGGGCGUGUCAUGAUUCAGCAGCCGCUCGCUGCUUCGCCCUCCACUGUCAGGUGACGUCACGUGGAAUAGAACACCGUAUUCCGCUUGUACCGAAUGUUUAGCGUAUUGGGCAGCGACCCAGGAGACACGAGCUCGGAAGAGGAUCCCUGCUAGCGAGGCCUCACAGACGUAGACCUUCCGGUGUUGAGGCCGCUGGAGCGACGACGGGAGGAGCUGCAGUUGUCGUCUUCAGCUGGAUCUCAGAGGACGUUAUUCAGGGUUCCACGCCUGUCUCGAUGUGCCAGGCCUCAGACGUGUGCGAGUUAAGGACUCAACCAUCACCUGCUCAGCCGUGUCAUCCCAACCUCCCGCAUUUCCGCGUUGGCCGUUCGAUGUCCCGGCAGCCUCACUCCCGGGUGAUGCGUAUCUAAUGUCCACUCUGGUGUUCCCUGCUGCGAUGCCCACCAUGGUCUCCAGGUUACCAAAGUUUGGCUUUCGGCCCAAACAACCAUCAUCGUCCAUCUGUAAUGGCCCCAUUGCUACCAGCAGCCCACCAAAGAACGGAUUUUACCACCACCCAGGUCCAGCUGAGGGUGAUGGUGACAACACUACACACACCGUAUCCAUCAAGCAGAAUGGCUUCCUCAGGGUCCCGACAUCUUUGUCUCUGAAAUGGAAGAAAGAACGGCCUAAUGAUGAAGUGACAGGACAUGUAGUUGCAAGACACAACCAGAACCGGAAUAAUGCUCAACAGGAAGUCAGACCUCCACAAAAAUCUCUGUUGGUCCCACAGCGUAGAGUUGAGAAACCCAGAGGAAAGAGUGUUGCCCCCACCCAGCCUGGAAGACCCUCGGCACGGUCACCACUGCCUGGUACCAGAACACAUCCUGGCUUCACCAAUAAAUCCAAUGGUUUGAAAUCGUCUUCCACACAAAUAAACGAAUCAAAACAAAACUCCAGUGGAUCCUAUGGAAUCAAAGCUCAGGGUGGGUCUUUGCUGAGGCCUCUUCAGACAAAAACGCCAGCUAGUCGCUCUCAGUCCAGUGACAACCUUCGUCAUGCUUUGCCCCCCCAUCUAACUGAAAGUGAUCGACAUCGCUCUCUAAGUCUGACACAGGUCCGGCCCCAGCCAUCACCCCCUUCCUCUACAGUCCCUAUUGGGCAAAAAGGUUUUCAAGGUCCAGCUGCUCAGCACCAUUACACGACUCAGAAAGGAAGAGAAGUUAAAGUUCCUGCCAAGUCUGGGCUGCGUCCCCCUAACACCCUGAAGAAGGCCCUCCUUCCUACCCUUGUCUCUGCCCCUAAAACAAACGGCAUUAGCUACAAACUGUCCCGUCCGUCUCUCAAUAAACCUCGACCCCUCAGAGCAACGUCACAUGGAGAUCAAGAAGUCAACAAAUCCCAGACACUCUCGACGGAGGCAUCAACUGAGACGGGUGCAGUCUCCCUGGAUGAUACGGAGUCCUCUGGUACCUCAACAGUUCCAGAAUCUCACCUGGAUGUGUCUGUGGUCGGGGACUGUCGGGACAUGUCUCUGUCUUCCACCUCUUCUCUGGAGCAGCCAGAAACCAGCCCUGAUCUGCAGGAUGAUCUGGACCAGUUGGGCAAUGACGUCGCACUUUUUCUCUCCACCAAAAAUGAAGAGGAGGACUCGGGUCUGGACCGAUCCAGCACCAGGUUCGACGAUGACAAGCUUUCAGUUAAUGGUGUUACCAUGGCUACUGGACUCAGUUUUCUGGAUGAUGGACUGGACUGGACUGACACUUCUGGCACCGGUGAAACUGGUGUGAACCCACUCUCCAGCCUACGAAGGUCCAGUCAGGAUGAGCAAGACCAGGCGGGGUCGUCCCUGGACCUGUCUCCCUCUGACAGCUGUGGAUCAGGGGGAACCUAUAUGUGGGAUGAGGAAGGCCUGGAGCCACUAGGGGGCGCCACCAACGCCACCAGUCAUCACAUCGGAAGCUUUGACUCUGACAUUAAUAGCAUCGAGAUGAUGACAGGCCUGGACUCUGCAGACCUUGAGGAAGAUGACUUGAUGCUGGAUACAGAUCUGCUGGAGGAGGACUCUCUGACUACAGACGGAGAUGGAAUGACCCACAUGGCAGAGUGGAGGCGGAGACAACUCUGUUGGACGCAGGAUGUUACCAAUGACAACCAGUGUGAGAAGAAAGACCCAGUGCUGGAAGAAGACCUGAUCCUGAACUUGCAGCCUCCGAGAUAUACUAAUCUCUCCACUGGUUCUGGUCUUGGUCUGGAUGUGGAGGAGUUGGUCGAAGAUUGUUCCUCAAUUUGCUGUCAGUUGGAGUAUCUCAAAGAAUUAUUGCUGCAGGAGAAGAAUGCAGAAGAAAAAGUCCUGACACCUGACGCCCUGAUUCCAGGACCGACAGAGACAACUCAGGCCCAAGUGGAGUCUCUCCAGCAGGAGGUGCUGCAGCUCAAAGAAGAGUUGCGGAGUCGUGACAGAACCAUCAGUCAGCUGAUGAUGAAACUGUCUGUUCCCACUGCGACCACAAGAUGUCGAUGUCAGGAGUCAAGAUCAGAUCAACAGACACAGACGACUGAGAAGACCGAGAGUGUUGGCUUGCAGACAUCUUGGAAAGAGCAGACGUCUCAGGUACUUAAGUCCUCAGACACGGACUCAGUGAAGGUCCAGGCUCCGACCGGCCAGAAUUCUAACCAGAAGAGGAGUCUUCUUCAGCCCUCCAAGAAUCACCUCUUCCUCUCCAAGAGGUCCAUUUCCUCAGACUCUCCUUCGAAGGCCAAACUGACCCACCACAAGUCGGCUCCCCCCGGCUUGGGCAACUGCUCUCUCUUCAGGCCGAGUAGGUAAAUGGACCGCCCACCCCACAUCCCCAUCCUGACAACCAACCAAGGUUUGUUUCAUGUAAACGUGUUUAUGUAGUCUGUAACUGACGUUUGAGGUUUUAACUACAAGUGUUCAACUGUUUUUCUGCACGGAUCCAAUACACUGUUAUUUAUUUAGAAAAAUGACAUACUCACGACAUCCAUGGUUUUGUUCGUGGUGUCCCUGUUGCUGAGUCUGUUGUUGUUUCUGUUGCUUUAGCAGGAACAGAAACUGUUAAGCAGGCACGUCCAGGUCAUGUAUUGCUUCACUGUUAAAUUGAAAUAAAGAUCUUUUGGUUUUAAACCACAAAUGACCUGUAAAGAAAUGCCAAGAAUGUGACCUAAUAGAUUAGUCAGCGAUGAAAGACCUGCACUAGGCUACUCAUUUCAUCUGCCACUGACAUGCUAACACUCACGCUAUUGAAGUAUAUUGACUUGCAUUUGAGGUUUAAUAAAAACAGUUUUCUGACUUAUUUAUUUAUUUAAGGUGAGAGGCUUCCAGGAUAUAUUUAUUUGUUGGUUUAUUCUUGAAAACGUAUUGAAUGACUGACGAUUCAAGUAUCAGAAGUCUGUACUUUAAAAGUGUCUUAUUAAGACUGAGGCGUUUUCUGUUAUUGUUCCGUGAUAGGAAAAAAACGAUGCAAUGAAACAAUAAGCAAAAACAAAAGAAAACUAAAACAUUGGAAUAGGAUUGUGGCGAUCAAGAACGAUUGUCAGAAAUGUGCAUUUGAAGUUUUUUAGAGACUAAGCCUCCUUAAGUGUCUAAAACAAGUCAUCAUAUGUAAUUUAUUGUUUGCUGCGUUGAAGAUGAAUAUUUAAAUUAAUUGUCUUGAUGCGUUCAACUAAUUGAAUAAUCUUCUUUUUCUUUACAAACUUGAACUUCUCUCUUCCAGAGAGACCUUAUUUUGAAAACUUGAAUCGCAGGUCUUAAUGUUGGUAGCUCCCAGCUGACUUUUGAGUGCAAUAACGGUGUCUUUUUUUUUUCUGUCGUACACUGCUGUAACUACUGUUGACUGUAAGACGCACUUUAAACCUUUUAAAUAAAAGCAUAUGGCCAACGGGAAA
Messenger RNA from Synchiropus splendidus (mandarinfish), 3894 nucleotides. Its product is annotated as serine-rich coiled-coil domain-containing protein 2-like. Gene Ontology annotation, biological process: microtubule bundle formation. The record is from RefSeq and is a predicted model, not a curated record. Gene Ontology annotation, molecular function: microtubule binding. The transcript is spliced from 14 exons. Gene Ontology annotation, cellular component: microtubule cytoskeleton. NCBI's taxonomy places the organism in Eukaryota, Metazoa, Chordata, Actinopteri, Syngnathiformes, Callionymidae. The coding region runs from base 416 to 2815 and encodes 799 amino acids.